GCAAUACGCCGGCCAACUGCAGUCUUUGAGAAACGCGCGCAAUUGAAGGUUUAGAAGGCGGCCAUCAACUAAACGUCUGGUGAUCAACUCUAAGAACGCAUGGUCAAUUUCAUCGGUCGGUGGGUGUGUAAAGUGAUCAGCAAUAAUAAAUAGAGAAAUAAAUGGAUACCAGUGUUAAGGAAAAGUUGAAAUAUUAUUUUAUGGAAAAUAAAAUUUUCAACGCUAAAUAAAAAAUUCAAAAAUAUUUACCACAGAGUGUGUCUUGGAGCCCAAGAAUAAUUGUGCCAACAAUAAAAAAAAUAAAUAUUGGCGGUUAUGCUUAAAGCAAAACCAAUUUAUAGUGUUUGAUAAAUAAAUUGUUGUGCUGUACACGAAAAACAAGCGAUAAAAGGAUCCAAGAUCCAUUGUGACAAAAGUUUUUAAUUUUUAAGAAUUGCGAAUAUAUUGGCUUUGAAGAAACUACCUGGAUUUAAGGCGUAUUUUAAUGGUGUUACAAAAACAAUUCUUUUGGAUAAAAAAUCUUACUACCAAAUAGUAAAUAAGCAUUCUCUCAUGGUUAUGGCCGUGAUUCUUUUGAUCACAAUCGCAAUCAUUUUGGCUCUUUAUUGCAACAUUGAUUGGAAGAAAGCAGCCACGUUGUAUCUGAAGCCGCUGCUGACACGCUGUCGUGAUGCAAAGCUAGCCGCUGGUAGCGUUGCCAACUUAGGCAGUGCAACGGAUGAUUAUUACCAUGCCAUGCAAAUACGACGACGCGGUGUAUGGGACAUUCCAGGACCACUGACAAUACCAUUCCUCGGCACCAAAUGGGUAUUCUUUGUGUUCUUUCGAAAGUAUAAAAUGUCGCUGAUGCACGAAGUGUACGCGGAUUUUCACCGAAAAUAUGGUCCAAUUGCUUUAGAAGUAAUGUCUUCUGGAUUACCAAUUGUUCAUUUAUUCGAUCGUACCGAUUUGGAAAAGGUGUUGAAGUAUCCCAGUCGUUUUCCCUUCCGUCCGCCCACAGAUAUCGUCGUUAUGUAUCGUCAGUCGCGGCCAGAUCGUUAUUCCAGUUUAGGCAUUGUGAAUGAACAAGGUCUAACCUGGCAAAAAUUGCGUACUUCGCUCACCUCCUACAUAACAUCUCCUCGUAUACUCUACAACUUUCUGCCGGCAUUGAAUGUUGUCUGUGAUGAUUUCAUUGAGCUUUUGCGUCAGGAACGCGAUCCCACUACGCUCGAGGUGCAUAACUUCGAAGAUAUUGCCAAUCUGAUGGGUCUAGAAGCAGUUUGUACACUUAUGCUAGGAAGACGUAUGGGUUUUCUGGAUAAGAGUGGGCAACAACCCGAAAGGAUAAGGCAAUUGGCGGUCGCGGUAAAGCAAUUGUUCAUCUCACAACGCGAUUCCUACUACGGCAUGGGUCUAUGGAAAUAUUUUCCAACGAAAACUUACAGAGAGUUUGUGCGUGCCGAGGAGAUUAUCUAUGAUGUUAUUUCCGAAAUGGUAGAAGUAGCACUAGAAGAGGACUACCUCACAUCGGCAGGUGAUGAGAGUGAGGCUGAUUUGCGUAGCAUAUUCCUUAAUAUUCUGGAAUUGAAGGACCUGGAUAUACGCGACAAGAAAUCGGCGAUAAUUGACUUCAUAGCGGCAGGCAUUGAAACGCUCGCCAAUACCGUACUUUUUGUGCUCAGUUCAGUGACCAAUGAUGAGCGUGUAAUUUCAGGCAUACUGUCCGAUUUUUGUGAAUAUCGCAAGACGACUAUAACGAAAGAGGCAAUCGCAAAAGCGGACUACACCAAAGCUUGCGUGCAGGAAUCGUACCGCAUUCGACCAACGGCCUUCUGUUUAGCGCGCAUACUCGAGGAGAAUAUGGAGCUGUCAGGUUAUCAUCUGAAGUCGGGCACUGUUGUGCUUUGCCAGAAUAUGAUUGCUUGCCAAAAUGAUGCCAAUUUUCCCAAUGCCAAAGAAUAUCGGCCAGAACGUUGGCUGGAUGAAAAGGGUAACUUUACCGUAAACGUGCCCAAUGCGUGUAUUGUGGUGCCAUUUGGUAUUGGCAAACGUACAUGUCCCGGCAAACGAUUUGUCGAAAUGGAGGUGAUGCUGUUGUUAGCUAAGUUGACCGUCUCUUUCGAAAUUCAAUUCAAGGAGCCUCUACAAACAGAAUUUGAAUUUCUGCUCGCGCCUAAAACCCCACUAACUUUAAUUAUGCGCGAUCGUGUUUACUGAGAUACCCACUCUCAUCAUGCACACUUAACAGAGUUGAGUGUUAAUUUGCAUGAGUUUAGUGUAUAAUCUGACAUUCUCUCAGCUUGGAGCUCAGAUGUAAAUUAUUUAACAAAAUGAUAAAUGUAUGUUUUAAAUAAUUAAAUUUAAUAAAUUGACAAUGGUUGUAAAUAUUUAAAAUUUUAUAUACACAAACAUAAAUACAUACAUAAUUAGUUAAAAUUGUGAGCAUAUUUGCGUAACGAAAGACUGUCUUAAUUUUAAAAUAUAUUUAUAACUUUAAUGAGGAAAUGCUGCAAUAUUUAUCCAAAACGAAAAAUAUAUAUAUACAAAUUGUAAAUAUGUACAUG
Messenger RNA from Ceratitis capitata (Mediterranean fruit fly), 2546 nucleotides. RefSeq names its product ecdysone 20-monooxygenase (gene shd). Gene Ontology annotation, molecular function: oxidoreductase activity, acting on paired donors, with incorporation or reduction of molecular oxygen; monooxygenase activity; heme binding. NCBI's taxonomy places the organism in Eukaryota, Metazoa, Arthropoda, Insecta, Diptera, Tephritidae. The record is from RefSeq and is a predicted model, not a curated record. The transcript has 8 exons. Bases 553 to 2199 code for a protein of 548 amino acids.